Prosopis cineraria is the source of this 1624-nucleotide messenger RNA. RefSeq names its product F-box/LRR-repeat protein At4g29420. Gene Ontology annotation, molecular function: protein binding. NCBI's taxonomy places the organism in Eukaryota, Viridiplantae, Streptophyta, Magnoliopsida, Fabales, Fabaceae. The coding region runs from base 27 to 1373 and encodes 448 amino acids. The record is from RefSeq and is a predicted model, not a curated record. The transcript has 2 exons.
CCGCUUCCCGCAGAUGUACGGUGUCGAUGGACAACCUUCCACAAUCCCUCGUUCUCGAAAUUCUGAGUCGACUCACCGAUUCCACUGACCUUGCGCGCUGCAGAGUCGUCUCCAAGACCUUCAAUUCUCUCUCCCACGAUGUUCGCUCCAUCAACCUUACCUGCUCCAUGUCUUGCUACCUCAAGUCUCGUUCUCCGGAGGCUAUUGUGCUUGUCACGCCCUUCAAGACCGUUUUCAAGGACCUCGUUAGCCGUUCUGGACGCCUAGAUUCCGUCUCGCUCGGCGUCGAUAAGUCCCUCGGAGGGAUAUCUUUCGACGAUGUUGACGAUGACUCUGAUGAUCUCUAUCUCACUGACUCCAGCUUCGUCAACACUUGGUUGCCCAGAAUUGCUCAGGAUUUGAAAUCUCUUUCCAUCUCGGAUUUUUGGGUUCAAUCAUGUUGGAGGCGAUCGGACGCCUUGUCAUUGAUCUCUUUGAGCUGCCAUGGUCUUGGCAAAUUAGUGUUGAGGAACGCUUGGUUAUCAGUGGAUGGUCUGAUUCCUAUGCCGAUGCUCUCAAUUCUGACCCUAGAAUUCGUGAGAUUAGAUGAUGAAGAUCUAAGCAAGAUAAAUACAUGUUUCCCAAAUUUGAUAGAACUGAAUCUAAUAGGAGUUGGAGGACUCAGGGAACCAAAAAUCAAUCUCUUGCAACUUAGAACUUGCAAAUGGUCAGUAUCAAAUGCUCCUCUUUCUUUGGCAAUAUGUGCACCGAAACUUGCCAAUUUUCAACUUAAAUGCAUUAGACCGAGGUCAAUUGUCCUUGAAGCCUCAUCACUGUCUGCUUUUGAUAUUGCUAUUGAGGAUACAGAUGAGUUGAAGUUGAUAGAUUGUCACAGUAUAUUAUACCUUCAGUUUGAAUCUUCCAAUCUCGCUUGUCUCUUUAGCUUGUUUCGACUUUGCAAGGCAGUUAAGAGGCUCAAGGUGGAUUCAGUUAGAAGACAUGAACACACUAAAGUAAAAUCCUUUGGCUUUGAAACAUUGUUUGAGUCUUUCCCAUUUGUGAGCUAUCUUGAAUUAGGACCUGGAGCUUGGCAUGACAUGGAGGCUUCUUUCUGCACAGGAGGUUUGAAAUACAGGAUUGAGAUGAAGACAUUGAAAGAGUUUGUUGCACAUCUAGUGGUCCAACAUAUUGAGUCUACUCUUGCUUUUAUCUUCUCUGUCGUGGAUAAUUGUACUAAGUUAUCAGAUGUUUCUCUGCUUAUUCAUUGCGAUGUCCAUCCUUAUGUUGCUGGCAAUCUCAUGUCUAAGUGCAGAAGCUAUUGUCCUAGAGUUAGAUGGAGAUUGGGUAUAUGGAAAGAAGGAAUGAGGGAUACUUGGGUCUCUGAUGCCAACUAAUUUAAGUGUCCAGAUUUGUAUAAAAACGGGAAAGACAUGAAGAUUUAGUGCAAUACUGUGUGGCCAUAGACAAAUUUAGAUAGACGUUUUAAUGUUGAGCAAGUUUUUAGUUAAUGGAUAGGCAAAGUAUACAACGUUGGAAGAAACUAGAUUUUCAGAAAUAGCAUUCUUCUCUGUAUUGCUUCAACGAUGACACAGUACUUGAGGAUGUCGAGAUGAUAUUAACAUAUAGAAGUUCCACCUUAUGGAUA